GUUUUGAUAUCACGUCUUGGCCCUAUCUACGUGUAGUCUAUCCAGAGUCAUAUCAGAGUCAGAUCAGAGUCUGCCCUUACUCGAGUCUAUGGUCCCUUACCACUGCUGAGUCUUCUGGCUGCUUGAGGGUCGUCGAGCUUACCCCAUAACAGCAUUCGGCCACUCAUUUCCUCCUACACAUCCCAUCGUUUCUGCGCUGCCCCCAGCUUUCCGAGGAGACGCAUGUCGAAGCGCCUGUUGCUCCACGUGCACUUGACAGAAGCGUUUUUGCCUUUUUUUUCUUCUUUUCUUUUUUUUUUUUCUGUCCCUUUUUUUUCUCCUUCCCACUUUGCGACGGGGGGCCUUGCUAAGCCUACCCUAGCCACCCACCCACCCUCGUAUUGCCAGUGGGCGUUGUCCCCGUCUGACUUGCGCUUGCGGACGCGCACCCCGUGCCGAUGACCGCGACCCCAUUAUGGCCGCCGAAGAGGAACAGCCUUUGCCACCUCCCGGCGACGGCGACGACGGCGACGACGGUGAUGGCGACGAUGGCCGACGACCGGGCGAUUCCGAACAGCCCCCGCCGGCCAAGAAGAAGAGGACCCGGACCCGGACGGGCUGUCUCAACUGCCGCCGCAAAAAGCGCAAGUGCGACGAGGGUCGUCCUGCCUGUGGCGGGUGCUCGAGGCGGAAGGAGAGGUGCGAAUGGGGUAUCAAGGUCACCUUCCGCGCCGAGAACGCCCAAACAAUACGGCAAGACCACCCGUCAAUGAAGAAGGCCCGACGCCCGCCUCUGCGCCGCCAAUUUGAGAUUCUCGACAUCACUGACGAGGUCAUCCGCGACUACCACCUCCCUCCCGGCUUCCACGACUACGAUUCUGACCGAGAAAUGGAACUUGACCUGUCACCCCCCAGAGCCGAAGCCGAGGCUGCCUCUGGCCCCCAGCAUGAAAAGGACGAAGCCGGCUACUUCGACAGCCCCCUGUCCUACUCGACCUCCAUCGCCGGCUCCAGUACCGCCAGACGGACCUUGUCUUCGUCUGGCCCAAGUUCUGCACCCGCCGAAAGUGUGCAGACGUCGGCCUUUGCUGCUCUCUUGAGCCCUGAGGCCCGUCGAGAAGAUGAGUCUGCCAACAAGGUGCAUCCGUCGACUACUGAUCGUAUUGACUUCCGCGCCUCGCCAACCUCCGCUUCGCAGCUCAUCACCGAUAGCGCCGUGGCGAACCUCAUUUACCUUAGCCAAGGCGGCCGCUGCCAGGUGCCCCAUCAGCAUCCUACAUCCACAGUCCACUCCAUGCCACCCACGGCUUUGUCUAUGGACCAUUUGAUGGACCCGCCGUUUGAUUUCAUGGACCAGAUCUUCACCCCCGAAGGCUCCUACGAAGACGGCAUCUUCCUUCCGGGCUCAGCAUACCACGAGUUGCACUCGACGCUGAGAAACCAUCUAAUCCAAGAAGUCCGGUCCAAUGGCCCAACGAGGCACGCCUCGCCCGCUUCUGCUCACACCCCAAGGCGGAGAUCAGGCUCGGGCUUCAUUGAUGCCAGCUCGGGGCCGUCCUCGUCAGGAGAAGCAGCCGAAGCCGUCGACGACCUAUCUUCAGACCACGAACCCCCUUGCCUGCCACUGGAGGAGGAGUGCGCAUUGUGGAAGAACUGGGUGGACGAGAUCUCUCCUUGGUUGGACAAGUUUGACAACCAACGCCACUUUCAACAUUCUCUGCCUACGAUGGCUCGGUCCCACAACCACCUGCGAUAUUCCAUGCUGGCCCUGUCGGCCCGCCAGCUCGAGCUGAAGGAUAAAAACCGCCCAACAGACCAGAGUUUAGCGCUCUACCAGGAGGCUAUACACCUGCUCUUACCACAACUGCCGACCCGGACGACGGCCGUGGCCGCAUCUUGCGUUGUGCUCUGCGUGCUGGAAAUGGCCAGCUGCUCGCCAAAGGCGUGGCGAAGACAUUUGGACGGAUGCGCCAGCCUGAUGGAGGCCAUUGGCAUAAACGGCUUCGUCGGUGGCGUGGAACAGGCUCUGUUUUGGUGCUUCAUCCGAAUGGACGUGUGCGGCGGUCUCAUAUCGUCCGUCAAGACCUUGAUACCUGUCAAUCAUUGGGCGUCACGUGUCGACCUUGAAGCAGACGUUGCCUUGUUCCUCGCCAAUCCAGGCCACGAUAUGUGGGCGAAUUAUGCAGUCUAUCUUUGUGGCCAAGUUCUUGACCUCUUGGCUCCACUCGCCAAGGCAAAUCCGGGUGGGCUCUUCUUUGACGGCCCGAGGAACGACAUGAGGCAUCGGGUCAGAUGGAUGAAGCUUUGGAAAUAUGUUGAAGACUGGCACAGCCGCCGGCCGCCCGAGAUGCAGCACAUCAUGUCCAUACCCUCAUCCGACACGGUGCCGUUCCCCAAGAUCCUCUACAGCAACCCUGCCGCCAUAUCAGGGAACCAGCUAUACCACACGGCAUCUCUUCUCAUGCUGCAAAAUAGACCAGCCUCGCUGCGACUGUCGCCGAAGCCUCGUUCGGCGCUUUGGCACGCCAGACAGAUAUGCGGGAUAUCAAUGACCAACCACCAUCACGGGGCCUGGACCAACAGCAUCCAGCCCCUCUGGAUUGCGGGACGCUGCAUGAGCCACCCCGCAGAGCACCGAGCCAUACUAGAGCUGCUAGAAAAGAUCGAGAGGGAAAGCGGAUGGGGCACUAAGUGGAGGGCAGAUGACCUGAAGGACUUCUGGGGUGACUUGGGAGACGUUCCAGCCGCCGGGGAAGGCGUUGGCGCAAAGCGACCUCGACGUCAUGCGUCAAUAUUCCGCAUUGGGUCCAAUAUCGAAGCAAUGCCGACGGAUUCAUGAUGAUACCACCACGGAUUGUGACACUCCCCCACCUGGAGCGUGCGAUUCGACAGCGGACCCGCCGCCAUAACUCGGUAGCCGUCUCUCCACACUUUGCGGCAUGGACUCUGGGACCGACCCCACAAGCAUGGAGU
Molecule: messenger RNA, 2952 nt
Organism: Colletotrichum navitas
Lineage: Eukaryota; Fungi; Ascomycota; Sordariomycetes; Glomerellales; Glomerellaceae
Product: fungal-specific transcription factor domain-containing protein
Exons: 2
Coding region: 455-2818 (787 amino acids)
Biological process (GO): positive regulation of transcription by RNA polymerase II
Cellular component (GO): nucleus
Molecular function (GO): zinc ion binding; DNA-binding transcription factor activity, RNA polymerase II-specific; transcription cis-regulatory region binding
Source: RefSeq, a predicted model, not a curated record